This is a messenger RNA of Epithele typhae, 537 nucleotides long. RefSeq lists its product as uncharacterized. The transcript is spliced from 2 exons. NCBI's taxonomy places the organism in Eukaryota, Fungi, Basidiomycota, Agaricomycetes, Polyporales, Epitheliaceae. Bases 1 to 537 code for a protein of 178 amino acids. The record is from RefSeq and is a predicted model, not a curated record.
AUGCCCGUCCCCGGCGGGAGCGGUGCGCACUCGCGCGGCGCGUCCCCCGCCCCGCCGCCGCCCUACGGCGCCCCCGCGCAGCAGCCCCCCGCCUCCGGCUUCCGCGUCCCACUCGCGGACACCACGCCGUUCCCGGGCGCGCAGGCGGGCCAGCCGGUCGCGUACGACGAGGCGCAGCCGGUGUUCGUCGGCAGCGCGAUCUUCGAGCGCGCGGUGCACCCGUGCAAGAUCGUGCCGGCGUUCAGCCCGCCGCCGCGCGUUGCGUACGGCGGCGCGGAGCACGAGCACCGCGGGCGGUACGACCUCCUGCCGUUCGACCCGGCGACGAUGGAGUGGGUCCCGGCGGCGAACGGGCAGAUCCCGUCGGGGCGGCGCCCGAUCGAGGGCGGGUACGAGGAGAAUGGGGAGAAGCUGUACCAUGCGCUCGCGAGCGUGAAUGGGACGAUGGUGCCGGGCAAGACGGGCACCCAUCUGGGUGCGGCCAACGUCCCGUGGGGCGGCCAAGAGCACUGCAUCAGGCAGUACCAGAUUCUGUAA